AUCCGGAUGGGGCCCCCGCGCUUCGGGAAGGCUCCGCCGACCUAGUCGGUGCUCCCGCAUCGCCCAAUCAGCGUUGGCGCUGAGAUUGUACUGGAAGCGGCGUGAUCGAAAGGCAAGGGCUGGGCGGAGCGACUACCGCGGUAGCAAUGGCUCAGGCUGAUUUUGAAAAGGCGGCAGAAGAAGUCAAACGUCUCAAAACUAAACCAUCUGAUGAAGACAUGUUGCUCAUCUAUGGUCUCUACAAACAAGCAACUGUUGGAGAUGUGAAUACAGAACGCCCAGGCAUGCUUGACCUGAAAGGGAAAGCCAAGUGGGAUGCAUGGAGUGCAAAAAAGGGUACAACUAAGGAAAAUGCAAUGAAGAAUUACAUUGAAAAAGUUCAAGAGCUGAAAGAAAAACAUGGCAUGGAAUAGUUUGUGGCCUUAAUAAAGUGGCACAUUUUAUUUGGAAUUGUAGGAAAUAAACACAGUUAAUUUUUUAUCUUCAUCUUACUGAGAUAUUAUCUAAACAGGACUGCCUUAAUGGUGGUAUGAUUACUUUGAUACGAUUACACGUCUCUUCAUAAUAUUUACUAAUGUUUAGCCAUACUUGAGAAUUGGAAAUCUGGAUUUACAAUAAACCUAAGAAAAAUAAAAUCACAA
Messenger RNA from Mobula hypostoma (lesser devil ray), 641 nucleotides. RefSeq names its product diazepam binding inhibitor (GABA receptor modulator, acyl-CoA binding protein) (gene dbi). The record is from RefSeq and is a predicted model, not a curated record. Gene Ontology annotation, biological process: fatty acid metabolic process. Gene Ontology annotation, molecular function: fatty-acyl-CoA binding. Bases 147 to 413 code for a protein of 88 amino acids. Lineage: Eukaryota; Metazoa; Chordata; Chondrichthyes; Myliobatiformes; Myliobatidae. The transcript has 4 exons.